Messenger RNA from Condylostylus longicornis, 2648 nucleotides. RefSeq lists its product as uncharacterized. The transcript is spliced from 11 exons. Gene Ontology annotation, molecular function: phosphatidylinositol bisphosphate binding. NCBI's taxonomy places the organism in Eukaryota, Metazoa, Arthropoda, Insecta, Diptera, Dolichopodidae. The record is from RefSeq and is a predicted model, not a curated record. Gene Ontology annotation, cellular component: membrane. The coding region runs from base 51 to 2621 and encodes 856 amino acids.
UUUUAGUAAAAGAAGUUCUAGAAAAUAUUUGAAAAGCAAAGAAAUAUAAGAUGGCAAAUAUAAGAUCUCUUCCUCCGGCUUUAGCUAAAAAGGCAGCUGAAGAAUUAGGUGAAGUACCAUCAAGAAUUCAAGAAGAUUUGCAAGCUCUAAAAGAUUGGAUCGAAAAGCAACCACAUCUUAAAGCGAGAACUUCAGAUCAAUUUUUAAUAGCAUUUUUGCGUGGCUGCAAAUAUAGUUUAGAACGUACUAAAGAAAAAUUAGAUAAAUUUUACAGUUUAAGGGCUGGCAUACAGGAUAUAUUUCGUAAUCGAGUAACCGACGAUCCAAAAUGUUUAGAAAUUUUAAGAACAACUGUAGCUUUUCCAUUGCCGAAAACUAUAGGCGAAGAUGGUCCAAGAAUACGUUUAACCCGCUCUGGCCAAUAUGAUCCUGACAAAUAUACUUUUGCAGAAAUUGUAAAAGUACAAACUAUUAUAACAGAAAUAGAAAUGUUGGAAGAUGAUAAUUUUGUUGUAGCUGGAUGCAUUGAAAUUUUAGAUUUGGCUAAUGUUACUAAAAAACAUUUACUUCAUUUGGAUUUAAAUGUAAUGAAAAAAGUUUCUGUUUAUAGUGAUAAAGCAAUGCCAGUUAGACAAAAAGGUGUUCACUUUAUCAAUUUGCCAAAUGGAUUCUUUAAAGUUUUCAAUAUUAUAAAAGCUUUCCAGAGUGAAAAAAUCAAAAGACGGAUAUUUGUUCAUAAUGAGAGAAAUAUGGAAUCUUUAUACGAGCAUAUUUCACAAGAUUAUUUGCCAGUUGAAUACGGUGGAAAUAAUGGUACAAUUUCAGAUAUUAUAGAUUAUUGGGAGAAAAAAAUUAUUGAGUAUCGUGAUUAUUUUAUUGAGGAAGACAAUUAUGGGUCAAAUGAAAAAUUAAGAAUUGGAACACCAAUUGAUUUUAAUUCAUAUUUUGGAAUCGAUGGAUCAUUUAGGAAAUUGGAAAUAAUGAUUGAAUUAAGACAACUUCCGUCAGCUUUAGCUAAAAAAGCAGCUGAAGAAUUAGAUGAAGUACCAUCAAGAAUUCAAGAUGAUCUUCAAGCUCUAAAAACAUUUCUGCGUGGCUGCCAAUAUAGUUUAGAACGUGCUAAAGAAAAAAUAGAUAAAUUUUAUAGUUUAAGAGCUGGUCUUCGAGAAAUUUUUCGUAACCGUAAAACCGAUAAUCAAAAAAUUUUAGAACUUUUAAGAGCAGGAUCGACAUUACCAUUACCCAAUACCAUACAAGAAGAUGGCCCAAGAAUAAGAUUAACACGUUUUGGACUUGAUGAUGAUAAUUUAAUUGUUGCCGGUACAAUUGAAAUAUUGGAUGCUGCGAAUGUUUCUAAAAAACAUUUUUUAAGUUUUGAUUUGAAUAUAGCGAAAAAAAUUUCAGUUUAUGGUGAAAAAGCGGUACCAGUACGACAAAAAGGUAUUUAUUUUAUUAAUUUACCAAAUUGGUUCUUCCAGUUGUAUGAAAUGUUAAAAAACUUUCAAAGUGAAAAAAUUAGAAAUCGUAUGUUUCUUUAUAGUGAGAACAACAUUGAAUCGUUAUAUGAAAAUAUUCCAAAAAAAUAUUUACCUGUUGAAUAUGGUGGCGAAAAUGGUACAAUUCCAGAUAUUAUCGAUUAUUGGGAGAGAAAAUUUAUUGAGUAUCGUGAUUAUUUUAAUGAGGAAGAGAAUUAUGGAUCAAAUGAAAAAUUAAGAAUUGCUAAAAAAGCAUCUGAAGAAUUAGGUGAAGUACCAUCAAGAAUUCAAGAAGAUCUUCAGGUUCUAAAAGAUUGGAUUGAAAAGCAACCACAUCUUAAAGCAAGAACUUCAGAUCAAUUUUUAAUAGCAUUUUUACGUGGCUGCAAAUAUAGUUUAGAACGUGCUAAAGAAAAAAUAGAUAAAUUUUAUAGUUUAAGAUCCGGUAUACAAAAUGUAUUGCAAUGUCGUAGAACUGAUGAUCAAAAAAUUUUAGAAAUUUUAAGAACAAGUGCAAUUCUACCAUUACCAAAAACUAUAGGUGAUGAUGGACCAUUAAUACGUAUAUCACGUUUUGGUAAAUGUGAUCCAGAUAAAUAUAGUUUUGUAGAUACUGUUAAAGUUCAAACAAUAAUAAAUGAAAUACUUUUAUUGGAAAAUGAUAAUUAUAUUGUGGCUGGAUGCAUUGAAAUUUUAGAUUUUAUUGAUAUUUCAUCAAAACAUAUUCUUAAUAUGGAUUUAAAUAUAAUGAAAAAGAUAUCUGUAUACAGUGAGAAUGCAAUGCCUUUACGACGUAAAGGUUUUCAUUUUGUUAAUUUAACUAGUAGUUUCUUUAAAAUAUUUAAUAUUGUUAAGAAUUUUCAAAGUGAAAAAACUAGAAGUCGUAUAUGCGUUCAUAGUGAAAGGAAUAUGGAAUCACUAUAUGAAAAAAUUCCUAAAGAAUAUUUACCAGUUGAGUAUGGUGGAAAUAAUGGUACAAUUCCAGAUAUUAUCGAAUAUUGGGAGAGAAAAUUUAAUGAAUAUCGUGAUUAUUUUAUUGAGGAAGACAAUUAUGGGUCAAAUGAAAAUUUAAGAAUUGGAACACCAAUUGAUUUUAAUUCAUAUUUUGGAGUUGAUGGAUCAUUUAGGAAAUUGGAAAUUGAUUAAUUUUUUGAAUUAUUACUUACUUUAUGU